AUGAGUCAGCGGACGGAGCGGCGGGGGGGGAUACACGUGGACCAAUCGGACCUGCUGUGCAAAAAGGGAUGCGGUUACUAUGGCAACGCAGCCUGGCAGGGCCUGUGCUCCAAGUGCUGGAGGGAGGAGUACCAGCGGGUGCGGCAGAAACAGAUCCAGGACGACUGGGCCUUGGCAGAAAAGUUGCAGCGGGAGGAGGAGGCAGCGUACGCCAGCAGUCACGGAGCACAGACACAGUCCCACCCCCAGCCCACGGCACCACAGCCACAUCCGGGGCACGCCUCCCUGGGACCCUUCUCCAAGUUUGAGGAGAAGAAGACCAACGAAAAGACACGGAAAGUGACCACCGUUAAGAAGUUCUUCAGCCCUUCGUCACGCACUGCUCCCAAGAAAGAAACCCAAGAGGGCAAGACACCCAGUCCGUCCAUUAGCCGCCAUGCCAGCUUCGAUACAGACCAGGUGUCCAAGGACUUUGUGGACUUCUUGAAAAAUCUCCAAAAGCCCGGCCGGGAGAUCCACAAGCAGUGCCGAGCCUUCAUUGUGAACAUGUCGAGCAAGAAGGACCUGAGUGCUGAUGAGCUGUCGGAGUGUGUUCAGGAUUUCUACCAGAACCUAGCCGACCGGUUGAUGGGUCACUUUAAAGGCUCUUCAGAGUCUGUGGAGCAGGUGAUGGACCAAGUGGAAAAGUACAUCAUGACUCGUCUGUAUAAGAGCGUGUUCUGUCCUGAAACCACUGAUGAUGAGAAGAAGGAUCUGGCCACGCAGAACAGGAUAAGGGCGUUACACUGGGUGACCAUCCAGAUGCUCUGUGUGUCUAUGGACGAAGAAAUCCCCGAAGUCUCUGAGAACGUGGUCAAAGCAAUAACAGAUAUCAUUGAGAUGGACUCGAAGAGGGUUCCUCGGGACAAACUCGGGUGCAUCACUCGCUGCAGUAAACACAUCUUCAGCGCCAUCAGGAUCACCAAGAACGAGCCGGCCUCAGCUGACGACUUCCUCCCAGCGCUCAUUUACAUCGUGCUCAAAGCCAACCCUCCACGACUUCAGUCCAACAUCCAAUACAUCACCCGCUUCUGUAACCCCAGCAGGCUGAUGACCGGAGAGGACGGAUACUACUUCACCAACCUGUGCUGCGCAGCGGCUUUUAUCGAGAAGUUGGACGCUCAGUCUCUGAAUCUUUCCCCAGAGGAAUUCGAGCGCUACAUGUCAGGCCAAGCCUCGCCGCGAUGCAGCUCAGAGGGCGACUGGUCUCAAGCUGACCCGGCACCAGCCGCUGCCAACCCGGUCCUGGCUCAGCUCAAUCACAACCUGGAGGUGCUGUCGGGCCUCAGCAGCCGGCAGGAGACGCUGAUGGAGGCCGCUCAGAGCCUGCAGGCCGACCUCCUCUCCUGGCCCCAGAGCGUGCAGAGGGAGGUGCACGACAUCCUGGAGAAAUACCCUCUAGAGGUUCUGUCUCGCACCGUUUCGGCCAUUGAUGCCAAUAACGUGGACAAUGACAACCUGCCGCCGCCGCUCACGCCACAGGUGUUCGCUGGGUAGUGGAGUCUACACAGGGAGGACAACAUUUCACAGCUGGCGACAGUUCUCUUGCCUUGAAGAGUCAGCUCAUUUCCCAGUGUGUUUCAUGGUAACUUUACACAUGUACUAACCUCCUGAAUGUUGCUAGGCUGUAGUGCACCUUAAACGCCCGGUCAUGCCAAUAUUUAUGACAAAGAAAUUAGUUAAUUUCAAUGGAAUUGGAUCUGUUGAUAGAUUUGCUAGUGUGGAUAAAACUUGGUGAACAUUAACAUGCAAAUUUGCAUUGUUUAGCAAAAUCAAGUUGUCUGAAUGGUGCUGACCUUCUGGGGAAUGAAGGAAACGAAUGUCUCUUAUUAGUUGUUUGCAGUGGUGGACAGUAACUAAGUACAUUUACUCAAGUACUGUACAUUGAGAUACAUGUAGAUUUUAUUUCUAUUUUUUGCAUCUAUAUACUUCUAUUCCACUACUUGAUAACUUAAAGGGGGACUAUGUCCAUUUCAAAAUUCAGAAAUUUUAUUCCUAUGGUCUAAGCAAUCCCAAAAUAUCAGUAAACAUGAACAAUACAAAAGUAUUUCCUGUUCUAGGGAAGAAUAACGUCAUGUGUAUCAAGGGUUAUCAUGUCCACCUCAUCAGAAACUGGGGAGUUAUUAGAAGGAAUAUUGGAUUUCUCUGGAAUGCUAACUUUUAGCGCGUUAGAUAACAUAAGCUUCCAUAGCAAAACAAACAAGUGUCAUCCUCCUUUGUAAGAUUGUCUUCCUGUGACAUCAUCCAUCUACUGAGUGAGAGCGUAUGGGUCGGCCAGUCUGGUCCC
Molecule: messenger RNA, 2326 nt
Organism: Epinephelus lanceolatus (giant grouper)
Lineage: Eukaryota; Metazoa; Chordata; Actinopteri; Perciformes; Serranidae
Source: RefSeq, a predicted model, not a curated record